CUGGAGGGCGACCAACAAAGACGCCUUUUUAACGCCGCUCCGACCCUUGGCUUCCCAUUCAGAAAGAGGAAAAGUUUGCAAGUGACUGGAAUAAAUUUUGAAAAACUACAAAAUAUUAUAUUGAAAAUUUCCAUUAAAAAAAAUUUCGGAAUUAGGACAUGAAGAAGACAUUGAAUAACACUACUAAUAAUAAUAACAUGUCCUAAAAGAGACACAAGUGAAUGAAUGUUCUGAUCAUUGUUGGUGAAUAUAGAGUGAAAGUUAUGAUCAUUACAAAAAAUAUGCAGAAAAUAUAAAAGACUCCAGAAAAUAUAUAAAAAAGACUAGAUAAUAUAAAAAAUAUCCUGAAACUAUAAAAUAUAUAUCCUGAAAUUAUUUAAAAUAUCCAGGAACUUUAAACACUCCAAAAAUAAAAUAUCAAGAAACUACAAAAAUUAUAUAGAAAAGUCCAAAACAGUCAUAAAAUAUUUUAAAAACUAAAAAAUAAUAAUUAAAAACUUUAGAAAAUAAAAAAAGAAUUCCUGAUAAUUAAAAAUUUCCAGAAAAUUAAAAAAAAAUCCAGAAAAUUAAAAAAAUUCCAGGAAAAACUCCAGAAAAUAGUAAUAAAAAAAUUUUCAAAUAAACAUUAAAAUCUUUUUCUAAACCGCCAUUUUGGAAUGAGACAAUGGCACAGCACAAACAGCAGUACCAGCAGCAGGGCACGCUCACCCAUCCAUCCGUUGACCUCACCUUUGGGUCACAGAGGGUCGAUGUCAACUCGUCCACUCCGUACUCCGACGCUACCCAGACCAAGAAGCACCCGGCCAACCACAUCAAGCGCCCCAUGAACGCCUUCAUGGUUUGGUCCCAGCUCGAGCGGAGGAAGAUCGUCCAGAGGCACCCGGAGAUGCACAACGCGGAGAUCUCCAAGCGACUGGGCAAGCGGUGGAAGUCCCUCUCCUCUGCCGAGAGGCAGCCCUACGUGGACGAGGCGGAGAGACUCAGGCUUCUCCACAUGCAGGAGUAUCCCGAUUAUAAGUACCGGCCGCGGAAGAAAGCCCGCCUUUCUACGCUCUGCAUCUCUUCGGGACGCGGAGGAGACCGCUCUCCCUCCCCUGGAGGCAGCAACGGAGACCUGACCACUUCCCGCCGCAAGCGGAGACCAGCCGUGAAGAUGCUGUCCUCCACAAGGCUGCGCAUCACGGUCACGUCUGCCCCAAAGACCGGCCAGGCGUCCCACCACAGGAGGCGGAGACAGAAUGCUGCCGGGGGUAAGGGUAACACUCAGAAGGGGAAGAAGUCCUCCAAGGGGCGGAGGGGCGGAAAAGCAGCAAGUCGUGGAGGAGAGGAGGAGGCCAGAGGAAGAGGGCCACUCCUGCAUUCUCCUCCUCCUCCUCAGGAGGCAGAGCUAGGGUUGCUGUCAAAGAGGCCAAGGGGCUCUCCAGGUCCUUCAUCCGACACGCCCUGACCGCCCACCCCUCCGAGCCCCGUCUGCAACUCACCCGCAGCAGCAGACACCGGACUCUACUAUCUGGACUCAUCCUCCGAUUCCGAGGACUCGGAUUCCGGAAUCGGCUCCGGGCCGGAGCCUUCCGUGGGCCUCAUGGGGUGCUGCUCAGUCCUCGACACUCCGACUCCCUCCCCUGAGCCGGUCAGGCGCCGGACGGUGCUGGCUCCGGCUUCCUCCUCGUCCAGUCAUCAGGAGAGCCAGGAUAAUCUGUCAUACUUGGCGGACAUCUUGCAGAUGUCUCCAGAAUUCCCAGUGGACGACCUCGACCUGAGUCCCCCAGAGCUCGACCUGGAAUCCUGCUCCUCGACCGCAACCUCGGGUUCCGGCUCCCACUUCGAGUUCUCCCUCUGCGACGUCGGACUUGCCGUCUCAGACUGGCUGGACCCUUCGCUAAACAGCCUCAUCUGCUCGUAACCAGGUCGUCGCGAUUCCCCCUUCGAGUGAUUCGCCCGGAGCAAUACAUUUUCAAGGAUCUCGUAACCAGGAUUCGUCCACAGAUGCCAGACGGAUGGACAGCGGAUCCGGAACCAGGAAGGAUUCAGAAGGGAACGACGAAACCUGCCGACGAGAUCCGUCUAUAAUUAUUAUUAAUAAUUAUCAUUAUGAUAUCAAAUUCCAAAUGUGAGAGAGUUAGUUGGUGGUGUAAGUAAGCGAAAAGAAAACCAGGAGAUUAAACAGGAAAGAGGUGGCUUUGUUGGAUCUCCGCCCAGGCCCCUUUCCGUCUCUGGAUUGUCCUGGAGACAGAGAGGAGAUGUGCGGACCCGUGGAAUAUGCAUAUGCAACCGUUCGUUCUGUUUGUUCGCACAGGACUGGACACGUUUGUAACCAGGUCGCAGCAUGCGUUUGUUUGUUUGUUUGUUUGUUGGCCGAACUCAUCACGUUUUUUUCUCACAACCUCUCAGGUAGAACCUAAGUCAGCAGACCAAAAAUAAACAAAAUAACCCAAUAAACACUACUGUUAAAACCAGACGUAAACCAGAAACAAACCUUAACAAUAAACCCGUUCAAAACAGAUCGCGAAGAAGAAUCCACACGCACAAAGUGUAAUAAUAGAACAGUUUUGGUGGAUAUUUUUACGUGUUUGUAUAAUCAUGUGUUUAUAUAUAAUCAUGUGUUCGUAUAAUCAUUUGUAAUGGCUAGUCAACAAGAGGGGCUGCCCGGUCACCGCAACCACGACAAUAGUGAAAACAACACCUCGGUUAGCGCAGGCGUAUAACCAGAUUAACCAGCGUGACUGGACCCUCUUCUUCUUCCUCCUCCUCCUCCUCCUCCUCCUCCUCCAGAUAUAGUGUCUUUCAGAGCUAAUCAACUUCCUGUUUCCCACUUUCCAGUCGAAGGGUUUGACCUUGACUUUGCCUCAAAGCUCUUGCCAGAGACGAGGUUUCUUUUCACCCUGACUUUGCCACAACGCUGCCAGAGUCGAGUGUUUGACCUCGACCUGGCUGCAACGAUGGAGUUUUUUGGAGGGCACAGCCCGUUUAUCUCGGUGGGCCAAAACGCGCACACCCAGUUAAGGAAGAGACGUCAUUCAAGGGAGAAGUCGAAAAGCGAAUGUCUCAAGGUCUCGGAGGGAUACUACAGUCCAACAGUCCGACAUCCAGAGCCAAUUUUGUCUUCUUUGGUUUCCGUUGUCGACCUUCUGGAGAAAAUUUUUUUUCUAUAGUUACCGUCCAAAAACGAAACAACUUCCCACCCCGUCUCUUGAAAGCCACUUUCCUUCUGAGUUUGUCGGACUCUGUUGUCAGCUGAUCGAAGUCGUUCUGUUUGGUUCCCGUCGAGGUAAAGGAUGGUUGGUUUUAACCUUACUGCCAAGCCGGGUCGCAGGUCCCAGGGGACCUCUGACCCACGUGCUCUAACCAAGGUCAGGUUUAGACCAUACUGCCAUUUAUUAUUAUUAUUAUUAUUAGAUUUUGACCUCUCCGGAGGUCAAGAGGUUUUGACCCUCGAACUUGCCAGAGGUUUUUUGAACUUACUGCCACGCUGAACCUCAAACUUGUUGUGUUGGCAAGAUUUUUAGCAGAUUUUAUCAACUCUGUGGUUAAGUGGAGGAUUGUGUCAAGUUCUCGAAAGAUUUUAAUCGAGGUUUCUCUGCAGAUUUUGUCAGGAAUCUGCGGAGUUUUUUUAUCUCUGUGGUAAAGUGGGGGACUUUGUCAAGGUCUCUGAAAGUUUUAUCAAAAUUUCUGCAGAAUUUGGCAAGAUUUUUGUGGAUUUUGUCAAGCUUGUUGGACUUCUGCAUAUUUUAGCAAGAUUUUGACGGAUUUAGUCAAGAUUUUUGCAGACUGCCAAUAUUUUUACAAAUUUUAACAAGAGUUGUGCAUAUUUUACCAAGAUUUCAGCAGAGUUUGUCAAAAUUUAGCAGAUUUGAUCAAUAUUGAUGCAAAUUUUACAAAAAUAUGUGGGAAUUUGGCAAGUUUUGCCAGAUUUUGUCAAGAUUGUAAUAAAUUGUGAAAACAUUUUAGCAAAAUGUCUGCAGUUUGUCAAGAUGUGUCAGUUUUAUCAAUAUUUAUGCAAAGUUUGCUAAAAAAAAAAUAUUUGGGAAUCUGUCAAGAUUUUGGCAGAUUUCAUCACCACCUUUGUGGUUGAGAUGACACACUUGCUUGUCCUCUGUGCAGAUUCUGGCAAAGACUUCUGCUCGAUAAUGUCACCUUGGCAAACGUUUCGCCACCCAUGUGUAAUCCAUCCUCAGUGAACUUUAGGGCCAAGCGGAAACGGCCGGUUUGUCGGCCCGACAGACUGGUGCGUCGCAAUAACGACCCCCGCUCACGUAUCUACGAGAUCUCCGCAUCAAUUAUCCAUACAUAAAUAUAUAUACGACAUAUAGUACAUAUAUUAUAUAUAUACAUAUAACCAAACCUCGUCUGUGUACCGUAGGGUUAAGGCGUAUUUAUAUAUAUGGGGCAUCUUUUUAUUACUUUUAUAUUAAUCCAUAAAUAUUGGUUUUUUGCACUUCAUUGUGAUCUGUACAUAAAUAUAUAUAUAAAUAUAUCAUAUAGGCAUUACAAGAAACCCUCCCACUAUGUUAGUCGAUGUGGUCUGGGCAUGUUUUGGGAAUUGAUGUAAUCAACAAGCUUGUCGUGUGCUCCGUACCCUUGCGUUUUUUUUUUUUUUUUUUUGACGAGGAGCGGUGUUGACCUUUUUAUACGGCCAUCUCGGUGCCCGAAUGGUACGUCGGUGUCACUACUAGGAAGGGAGACACGGAGAUCGGUGACAGGAACAGCACAGAUUUGAUUCACGGGCAACACACGCGGAGAUUCGGUCAGCUCGGUACAGUGUGGAAUUGAUUCCCCGCUGAGAAGACCGGCACGAACGACACCAUCCACCAAGAGACGAGGUGAUAGAGAGUCCCGCCACCCUCCACCCACCCCCAUCGAGCCCCCAUACCACGAGUCAGUCAGUCAGUGAGUCAGUCAGUCAGUCCGUGAGCCAGAGUCAAAGUUGGUGCCUGCGCGGGAGUUCUCUUCAAUAUCUCAGGUAUACUAGAUUAUGUCCGAUUGUAUUCUAAUAGAAUCUCUCUCAUGUUGUUAUUAUUUCCUUUGCAAUAAACAAGUGGAUACUCUUGAAAGUCAAAGACAUUCGUUUGCAGAUACUAUUGAAAGUCAUAGACGCGUUUUUCCACGGGGGUUGGAGAUGGGGGAGGGGAGCUUUCCAAAGGUUUUCCGCUGAUUCUCGUGGUUAUUCGCCAUUGGAGAUUGUCAUUUUUCUGCCACCCUGUCGCCCAAGAAGGGUUCAAUAAAGGUUGGGGUCUCUAUCUCUUGCUUGGGAAGGUCAAAGUUAAAGCAAAGGUCAGAAACUUCCCAGCGGUCAUCGGAGAAAGCGAAAAUGUGAAAACGCCAGCCAUCGAAAACUUGCGCCGGUGGAUGGUGACGUGUGCUGAGGUCAAACCGAAAUGCCCUUGAACUCUCACCAACAAAUAAGUCAAGGGCAAAAGUCAACGGGCAAAGGUCAAAGGGCAUUAGGGUACGGAGACAUCAGUCGUUUCUCAUUGGUUGUAGAAGUUAGGUGUUGAUAGGCUGUAAGGUCUCUGUGUAACUUGGCUGUUCUUGGGCACGGCGCGGUGACCUGUGAGCCCUCUCUCGAGAUGUAGCCACACAAAUACCCAUAAAUACUUACAAAAAAUACCCACAAACAUAUUGCCAAAUACCAACACCCCACCCCACACAAUUACACUCCUGAAUACCCAUAUGAUUGCUAACAAAAUUGCCAAUUUCUUACAAAGGUUGAAGAAAUACCCAUAUAAAACUCAUACAAAUACCAACACAAUUACCUACAAAAUACCCACAAAACACAAACAAAUAAACAUGGAAUACCCACUAAAUAGCCACAGAAAUACCCACAAAUAUCCACAGAAAUACCCACAAAGUAUCCACGAAGCACUCACGUACAGGCUCACAGCUCGAGGGCAGGUACUCACUCCAUCGAGCCACGUCCAAUACCUUAGUAGUACUUGACAUAUUACUUACCAAUAAUAAUUAUAAUAAAAUAUACUUAAAAAAAUAUACUUACGUAGAAAAUCGCUUUGUGAUAGCUAUUCUAAGUAGGAUUUUAUAUACCGGACGAAAUACAGUGCUAGAAUUAAAAAGGUUUUAUAUAACGAAUAUACGACGAGACGUUCGAUAAGAUUCGGUUUAUAUUUUUUUGUCUCUCCGCGGAUUAAAGAUACAACAUGAAAUCGGUGCUAUAAUUGAUAUAAUUGAUAAUUAGGAUUAUUUUAUAUUCUUUAAGUUUGUACAGCUUUGUUCGUCUCAUUGAAGUGAUUACUAAGUUUGUUCUAACUGUUUUUCCUGUGUUAUAUUUAUAUUUCUGUUGAUCUGAUUUGCCUUAAAGAACCAGUUAACAUAGACAGACACUGUUUGAUAGAAGGUAAUGACGUCACGAAUGUAAACAAAACCACUUGACCUUUUGUUUACAUUUUGGCAGAGGGGUUGCCAUUUAGUCAAUUCUUCAUUAAUUUAUUCAUUUAUUUAUUCAUGUUCCUUACUCUCUCUCUAUCUCUGUCUCUCUGUGACAUAAAAUAAUUGUAAAAAUCAGUACAAAAUAGACAAAUGGCAUCUGGAACUGUCACGCAUUCUAUAUAUUUCAUAAAUGCUUUAUAUAUUUUGUAUAAAAUUGAACGAUCGAGAAGGAAUUCUGGGAUCAAAUUUGGAGUCGAUUUGUCAAACAAUCCCUAAGUUUUUGUUUUGUUUUAGUGAUAAGUUCUGUAUAUUAUUUUUCCACAUCAAUAUUUUUUGUUUUUAUUGAAUAAAUAAAUAAGAAAAAGACUCUUUUGUUUCCAAUUAUUAUUAUUUUAAAUUCCACCCGUUCCCCGUUACUUCACCUUAUGCCAAUUGAAGGCCAACGGUGCUGGCAACUUAGGUAGGACGAGAAAGAAGUCUUUGGGAUGUGGAGAUCGGAGAAGAAUAAAAAGACAUUAGAUUUAUAUUAAAAAAACUUUAGUCUUUUACGCAUAUUACUUCAGACCACACUCUCGUUAGUUCGUGCUCUUUUCGGGAGGCCGAGAAAAUAAGGUUGCUUUCCUCCUUCCUUCGGACACCGCCCCCGUUUCCCCGAGGCCGCACUGCACGCACAACGCUUCGUUCCUUAUUUUUUUUUUUUAACAAUUCUUAACAAAUUAGUUCCUUAGCUUCCUCCAGUCUCCACAUGAGUUUCUUUGCUUCCUCCAGUCUCCACAAGUUUUACCAAUGAUCUCCACAACCGACCGAACGACCACUUUGAAGCAUAUCAGCGACGGUCAGUUACAAAAAAAAAAAAACAGACAUAAAAAAAUUGAAAAAAAGUGAAAUUGAGUGUGAAAAAUAAAUCAACCCCAAAAAAAUUAAAAAAGCAAACAAAUAAAUUGUGUUGGAAAUCAACAAAACAAGUGAAUAAAAAACAAAAACAAUCUCUCGUAGGCUUAAGACCAGGAACCAAUCUUUUGUAGUUUGUAUAAUCCAAUCAAUAAUAAUCAUGUGAUUUUUACCAUAAUCUCCCAACUGUGUUUUAUUGAACCCACUCAUUUUCAAGGUCGGGUUUGACCCUGACCUUUAUCUGAGGGUCAAGGGUCAGAUAUUCUCUGGAUAAGGUAGG
Molecule: messenger RNA, 7552 nt
Organism: Macrobrachium nipponense
Lineage: Eukaryota; Metazoa; Arthropoda; Malacostraca; Decapoda; Palaemonidae
Product: transcription factor SOX-4-like
Biological process (GO): anatomical structure morphogenesis; cell differentiation; regulation of DNA-templated transcription
Molecular function (GO): DNA-binding transcription factor activity, RNA polymerase II-specific; RNA polymerase II cis-regulatory region sequence-specific DNA binding
Source: RefSeq, a predicted model, not a curated record